Messenger RNA from Entelurus aequoreus (snake pipefish), 1202 nucleotides. RefSeq names its product rod cGMP-specific 3',5'-cyclic phosphodiesterase subunit alpha-like. The coding region runs from base 150 to 1202 and encodes 350 amino acids. The record is from RefSeq and is a predicted model, not a curated record. Lineage: Eukaryota; Metazoa; Chordata; Actinopteri; Syngnathiformes; Syngnathidae. Gene Ontology annotation, molecular function: protein binding. The transcript is spliced from 10 exons.
CGUCUAAGUGGUCCGACUCGCCUGCUUUCAUUGGUAAACUGCAAAAAGCGGGCUUUUAAAAAGGCUUCAAAGCUCUAAAAGUUAAACAAUACAUCAGCAAACGUGUGCAGGAAAAACCUGUGCGGCAACUUGACAAAACAACUUCUACAAUGUCCACACGCAUUCUCAGUCGUGCUCGCAACCCUGGGAGAGGACAGAGGGAUUACUCACAACACAACAACUUCAUCAGGACCCGCCUCACAGCCAUGGUGGACGCAGCCACGGCCGAGCAGUUCCUGGACGCCAACCCGCAGUUCGCCAAAGACUACUACGAUGUCAACUUCAGGCCCAAAGUGGUGUCGGAGCUGCUGGACAACAACCGCAGGACGGCGGUGGACGUCAGCCACUUCCACCAGCUGAGCAUGGUGGAGGAGAGCGAGGUCCUGUUCGACCUGGUGCGCGACAUCCAGGACAACCUGCAGAUGGAGAAGUCCGUCUUCAACCUGAUGAGGCACCUCAGCUUCAUGAUGAGGGCCGAGCGCAUGAGCCUCUUCAUGUACCGCCAGAGGAACGGCGUGGCCGAGCUGGCCACCAGGUUGUUUAACGUCCACAAAGAUGCCGUGUUUGACGACUGCUUGGUGCCGCCUGACAGUGAAAUAGUCUACCCGCUGGACUUGGGCAUCGUGGGUCAUGUGGCCUCCACCAAGAAGAUGGUCAACGUGCCCAAUGUGUCCCAGGAUCCUCACUUCAGCAACUUUGUGGACGAGCUGACGGAGUACACCACCAAGAACGUCCUGGCCGUGCCCAUCAUGAACGGCAAAGACAUGGUGGCAGUCAUGAUGGCCACCAACAAGAUGGAGGCGCCGCACUUCACCGCCAAGGACGAAGAGACCUUGAACAAGUAUCUGAACUUUGCAAACCUGGUCCUGAGAGUGUUCCACCUGAGCUACCUGCACAACUGUGAGACCAGGAAGGGACAGGUGCUGCUGUGGUCGGCCAGCAAGGUGUUUGAGGAGCUGACCGACAUCGAGAGGCAGUUCCACAAGGCCUUGUACACCGUCAGAGCCUUCCUCAACUGUGACCGCUACUCUGUGGGCCUGCUGGACAUGACCAAGACUAAGCCAUUAACUGCCUUCAAGACCACCCCCAAAUCACAGCGGCAGAAGCGUAGACUCUCCCACUGGGCGGGUCCUCUCAGCUGCACGCUGACGUCUAACUCCUAA